AGAAUGGGCUACUGGAAUGGGCUCGAGAUACGUAAAGAAGGUAGAAUCGAUUUCUGUCCAGUAGCGUUCAUUCACCGGCGAUUAGGCUAAGGUGGAAGAUCGGUUGGUUGUCAUUCUUUGGUGUACUCUUGACACGAUUCCUAAGGGUACAGUGAAGAAGGGAAAGGUUUUGGCUUGUUCCGCCGAUUUAAAAUAGAGAUCGGGCAAGAUCGGGGAGAAAACAAUCAGUUUCUUUCUUUUGAUUUCGAAGGAAGACCGAAAUAAGAGAAUCUCGUCGGGGUUUAAGUGAGAAGACAUCGGGAGAAAAUUCUCUUGGUGGAAAUCGUCGAAUUCGCUUAAGCGAUAAAGACGGCGAUCAGAUACCACCGAGUAUUCACCAAUGAGCGUGGCGUGCAGCCUUUACGGCAGAAGACAAAACCGUGGUACACGUACGGGAAAGCGACAGUGCAUCAUCGUAACUGCCUGCAGGACCCCCCAAACAAAGUCCUUCGUCGUAACCUCCGCACCACCGAAACUGACGAGGACGCUUUGCGAUUUGAACAAGUCUCGAUUGACCACGAACGAUCAUGGGACUCGAUUUCUUGGCAGACGGAGGUGCCGACUUCGAGCAUGCAAUCACCGUAACAGGAUUUGGAAAGUUUCACUACAUGUUACUGGCGAUAUGCGGGCUAAUUUACAUGGAUACAGCCAUCGGCGUUACAAUACUCUCUUUCGUUUUACCGGCUGCACAAUGCGACCUGGAAAUGGAUUCCACUGCAAAAGGAUGGCUAACGGCAUCUCCAAUGUUGGGUAUGGUGGUUGGGUCAUAUAUAUGGGGAUGCCUGGCUGAUACCAAAGGUAGAAAAGUAGUACUGAUAGCUACCUUAUUAAUGGACGGCAUAGUCGGCGUCAUUUCGUCGUUCGUCCAAUAUUAUUGGGUCUUUCUAGUCUUCCGGUUUUUCAAUGGAUUCGCGGUGACUGGUGCGAUGGGAAUUUGUUUCCCAUAUUUAGGUGAAUUUCAACCGACCAAAUAUCGCGAAAGGUGCCUUUGUUGGAUGGAAAUGUUCUGGACGGUCGGUGUAAUAUUAUUACCUCUAAUCGCUUGGUUAAUCGUACCGUUGGAUCUCAGGUACGAAUCAGAAAUGUUUCACUUCAAAUCUUGGAAUCUCUUCGUGGCACUUUGUGCCUUACCUUCAAUUGUCUUGGGACUUUGGCUCUUCGCUUUUCCAGAGAGUCCAAAGUUCUUGCUUGAGUGCGGCGAAGCCGACGCUGCCUUGGAAGUAUUCAAGUGGAUCUAUGCUCAAAAUACUGGUCAAGAUCCUGAGACAUACCCAGUUAAGUGCUUACAAGAAAAGACUAACAAUAAGGACAAGAGCACGAGGUCGUUGAAACUACAUAAGAAAAAAGAUCUGAAAGUUCUUUUUUCGGAGGUUUGGGAAUUAACGAUGUCUCUUUACAAACCUCCUUAUCUUCGUAAUACGUUACUUGCUUGCGCUAUUCAAUUCGGUCUUACUAGCAGUUACUACACUCUUAUGGUUUGGUUCCCUGAGUUAUUUACUAGAUUCGAAGAAUUCGAGCAUGAUAAUCCUGGCAAGACCACGUCCGUUUGUAUAGUAUCAGCGCUUUCAGACAAUGCAACCAAUUUGGAUCCUUAUGGAUGCGAAACAACGAUCGGUGUAAACGUUUAUCUGCAUACCGUUUAUAUUGGUCUCGCCUGCAUACCCGGUUCCAUCAUAUUACCGAUUUUUGUACAUAAACUAGGAGCGAAAUUUUUUCUAAUCUUAUCGCUGCUAGUCUCCGGUGCAGUAACCGUAGGUUUUUAUUUCGUCAUAAACUCCACUCAGAACCUAAUACUAUCAUGCAUCUUUGAAGCUUUAACGUCGCUCGGCAUCUCUUUAGUUUAUUGCAUAAUCGUCGACAUGUUUCCGACGAAUCUCAGGGUAAUGGCAGCAGCCUUAUCUCUAACGAUGGGUCGAUUAGGCGCUUUGGUUGGAAAUUUAAUAUUCGGUUAUUUAAUUGAUUUAGCUUGCAUCGUUCCUAUAGUGAUAUUCGCCGCAUUUUUGUUUCUAUGCGGCUUUUUGUCAUUUAUACUUCCACGAACGGGAAAAGAAACUCUCGAUUAAACAAUGGGAAAACUUAAUUGCACGACGAAACGUGACUUCGUGUCUCUUUAAGGAAGUAAACAUACAUAUAGAUGCAACGAAUUGGAUUGGCCAAAAUGAAAGAAGAAAAAAUAUUUAUAUCCGCAUUAUUAUAUGAUUAUUGUAACGACUGUAUAUAUUCGCAAAGCACUUCGAAUUAUACACGGAACUUAUAUAAGCGUGUAUAUAUGAUAUGCGUAUAAUGUACACAUACACACACACACACACAGCGAUGAGAAAUGUCCAUUGACAAUUGUAAUUCCAUUCGUACGUUUCGUAUUACAAUGAGUCACGUAUUCGUUUCAUCUCGCACGAUUCUUCCUAAUGUAUCUUAAAAAGACGAUAUCAAUUGAGAGAACAAUGAUAUUCAGAUGUAAGACGUUGAUUGAUUCGUGUCCUAUGCUAAAAAAAAAAUGAAAGCACUUUUAUCAUCGAUCAUGACGUACAUACAUAUUUAUUCAUAAUUUCAUCUAAAAGUAAGUCAUUUUUAUCCGGUUCUAUUAAUUACUUUCAUUCUAAUUAUAAUAACGCAUAAAUACACACACACAGACAUAUACUCAUAUACAUAUACACAUAUACUAUGCGUAUUUAUUAUACCAUUAUUAAUAUUAUAAUCGUAAGGAUUAACGAGUAGGAAUAGUACUACCUGUACAGACAUAUUCAUGGUACGAAAUUCUGUGACUUCAACAAAGAUUUCAUGUUUCGUCUAAUUAA
Messenger RNA from Vespula vulgaris, 2834 nucleotides. RefSeq names its product synaptic vesicle glycoprotein 2B-like. Gene Ontology annotation, biological process: transmembrane transport. NCBI's taxonomy places the organism in Eukaryota, Metazoa, Arthropoda, Insecta, Hymenoptera, Vespidae. The record is from RefSeq and is a predicted model, not a curated record. Bases 567 to 2102 code for a protein of 511 amino acids. Gene Ontology annotation, molecular function: transmembrane transporter activity. The transcript is spliced from 11 exons. Gene Ontology annotation, cellular component: membrane.